AGCAACUUCAACUGGUUACCUGUCAACACAAAACCAGCGACCAGCCUUCUGUUGUUUUGCACACUGCCAACUUUGCAUCAAAUUUGAACUGGAAGAUAAAAGUUCCCGAAACUGAAGAGGUGCACUGUUCCUUUGACACCGGCAUAAUGCACCUCCAGGUUCUCCUCGGAGCCGGUCUGGCUUUCCUCUGCUUCUGCCUGAUCAUUGGCUGCGCUAUCUGCUGGCGGAAAGGAAAACAUCGUGAUCCUACCAAUGUCAAAGACCAGGCACUGGAGCGGAUUGUCCUGGACUCCAAUGCAGGGCUGCUUGGGAACACCAGCAUGCCCGUCAAGCAGCAGUACGAGGAGGUAGAGGGCUCAGUGUUGGACUACCCACAGAGUGCGAUCAGCAACCCCCCAACUUUGGCGACCAAUGCCAGCUUGGUCCUCGCGGAAGGACCCUCCUUGCCCUUCAUCCCAGUUAUCCAAAAGGCCAGCCUGACUAGCAAAACCAGGAGAAUCCUGGAGAGACGUUGCACUGUAUCAGGAGACAGCUCAGACUACAAAGAACCUGCCGCGUUGGGAAGCUCAGUUGCAAAACCCUUGGGUCCAAUGCUGGGUCAUUCCCAGACCGCACCAGACAGCCUCACGGCCAUGAAGACAAAGCCAAAGCCUCUCCUGCACUUCACCCUCUUCUACUCAUCCUACGAGUUGACUCUAACAGUGUCCGUUAUUGGUAUCGACAACCUUCCCAAGAAGUUUGGCAGCGGCUGCCAUUCCUACGUAAGAGUCCACCUCCUGCCGAAGAUCAUGGAGACACAGCAGACUGCCGUACGCAGGAAAAGCCUGAACCCUGAGUUCCGGGAGAGCUUUCAGUUCUCGGGAUACACCCUGGAGGAGAUAAGAUGCUUCAAGCUUCGUUUUGCCACCUACGUCAAGGAGUUCCACAACCUCAAAGACACGUUUGUUGGCGAGUUGCUCUUUCCCUUAGAACAGGCUGACUGGAAGUUAGACACUCCGUUCACCUACACCAUGGAGCUGACCACCACCAAGACAAAGCUCAAGAAGUGCUUCAGCACCCAAGACAUGGCCAGUCCCACAAGCAGUGCAUUACGUCCCAAGCUAGUGGGUCAACUCUUUAUCCUCCUGCAAUAUCAGACCCUGGCAAACCGCAUCAAGGUUAUGGUCCGAAAGGCAGAGACCCUGGCCCGACUGACCCGCAUACCGGGCUCACCAGAUCACUGUGUCAUUAUAAACCUUUAUAAGGAUGGCAAAGUCAUCUCCAGCAAGGAAACCAAAACUUCAAGCGGCUACAAUCCCGUGUGGAAUGCUCCGUUUCUCUUUGAUAUCCCACCAGGAGACAUUGAAAGUCUGGACCUCUCUUUGGAGUUUAUUGUCAUGCAGGGUCGGAUAUACACCAGAAGCUGCAUCCUUGGCCGUGUGCUCAUUGGUGCAAAUGCUUCGGAGACGGGGAGGAUGCACUGGAAGGAAAUGUCCAGCCGGGGUCACGUGGAAUCUGCCAGAUGGCACACCAUCCAAUCGGACGCUUUCUAGAUACCCAUGUACGUUUCAUAGCCUGUCCCUCUCCCCACAUCGUUGACCUGUCCAUUGAUAAAAUGUCCCAACUGUCCUAUAUCCAUUUGGAGCUUGGUGUGGUAGAGGCACAUGGUCCCCUUUUCACUUCUGUUGGCCCAGCCCAGACAAGUGUUAGUUGCUAAGGGAUACAAAGGGGGCUACUUUGAAGCCAUUUCAUCUCUGAACCUCAAGGAUCAUGGUCCAUUGCACUGCCAUUUCAACAUGCAGAAGAUUGAGUGAGAUCAGUUGUGAGAACGACCAACAAGGCAUAACUAGUCCUUAGCAGGGACAAGGUAGCAUCACAACCACAUGCAUGUGUUUAUAUAGCACUCUUACCCAGUGUAGAACUUUGCGAGGUCCUCACAGGAGAUAUUAGGACAAGUGAAGAAAAGUGUGGUCAAAGAUACAGCUUUUAAACAGUAUCACAAAGAAAGAGAGUUUGAUAACUUAAUUCCCUAAUUUAGGAUCCAUAAUCUUGAAGGAAUCGGCUGCUAGUGACAGAGUGGCUAAAAUCGGAGACGUACAAAAGACCAGAGUUGGAGGAGAGUACAUAUCUUGGAGGAGGUUAUAGAGAGAGUGAAGGUGAUGCCACAAAAGGAUUUGUAAACCAGGAUGAGAAUUUAAAAAAAUGUGCUGUUGCCAUAACAAGACCUAACACCAGGCAGUGAGCCCAGGAGGGUGAAUGGGACUUGGUUUCUAUUGAGGUAUUGGGGUGAUGGGUGAAUGAGACAGUGUGAGUUGGGAAACAGGCAUCAGAGUUUUGGAUAACCUAAAGAGUGUGUUUGAUCCCCUGAUGCCAUGGGUCAUGUUGUCAAAGGGGGCCAGACGGACUUGAAAUGUGUGGAGGCUAUCGUACAUGAUUCAAUGUGGUGACGUGGUUGGUUCUUCCCCAAGGUUUACCCCACCUUAUGAAUAUCAGUCAUAGGAUUCUCUAAAAGAUCAGUCACGGAAACAUUGUCAUCCUGCUUUCUAAAUAAAAGGUAACUGGUAAGAAUAUUUCCCCUCAGGACCAAAGAGAGAGGAUAGACGUGACUUAGGCUGAAAAAGAAAUACAGAAGCUAAUUAAUGCAGGGAGAUUAUUCAUUGUAAUUGUCAAUGACUUUGUGUCAAAACUUGUACUGAUGCACAUAGUUCAGGACUAUCAAAGUCUCAGGAGGGUAAAAUGAUCAGACAGGGAGUGAUUUGCAGAGACUUGUUUUUUCCUGCGUCACAAUUUGGAAUGUGUAUGUGGCUGCUUAUUCUAACUGCAUAUAGUGCCUGGAAUAUAAUGGAUCACUAAGGGACUCAGGAGAGCUGCAGAAAUGUCUGCAUUUUGUCUAUUCCAUUCAGACCCAACUCACACUGCUGUGGAUCCUUGUAGUUGUUAUACAACGCACUGUUUUAUCGCCUUUAGAAAAGUACCAUUCAUGUAUUCACAUCAUUUGCAAAUUUACAGGAUUUCUGAGUCUCUUCGAUCAUCUCACAGUAAUAUGUUGUUGACAUUGCAUCCUUGUCUUGAAGAAAAUGUCACUCCUUGGCUCAUUGCAGUAUAAUCUUGUGCCAUUUCUUUCACAGUCCCCUCUGGAUUAACUUAUGGAAUAGACUCAUGAUCACAUAACUCUUUGACAUUCUUCUGUACGUUUCUUGCAGGAAUUAUGAUUUAUGUGCACGUUUCUAAUUUUAUCUUCUUGCUUCAUGUGAGACCUCUUUGUGCUGCUCACUUCCACCGUCACUCCAACGUCCUGUUUCCAAAUGUCAGAUUUGUUAGCUGGUAUUAACACAGCAACCUUAUCACAUUUAAAAUGUUUCUCUUCACAUCUUGAAUCAUAAUUUAGUUUCUGUCUCAACUGCUUUUCUUCCAAUCUCCCCUCAAGUUUUGGACAAAAUAAGCUCAAUCGUGUUCCAAGUUUACUGCGCAUUAGUAAGUCAGCAGGAGUAUAACCCCUUGUGGAAUGUGGCAUUGUUCUAUGGUUUAGCAAGAGUUUACCAGUUGAUACCUGAUUGUUAAACUCAAUCACUCCGGUAAAACCUGCUUCCUCUGUGUUUCUUUGACUAUUCCCAACAAUCUCUCCAUCAUUCCAUUUGAUGCCGGAUGAUAUAGUGAAAUAAGUGUACAAGUGAACACUUGCUGCUUUUGAGCUUCGUGUUGUGUUUGUGUAGCCACCUGAACUCUUCUAAAUUUGUAGAUUUUCUUCUUCACUACCUGUGGUUAUGACUACGUUAUCUUGAUUGGACAGACAAUGAUCAACAUCUUGUAGAAGCUUAUCCAUGCUGGCAAUGAAAGACCUUCAAUGAACAUUUCACUCCUAAGUUUUGUUUACAAACACGGGUCACUAAUGUGUAUUAGUUGUGAACUUUUGCUGACUCUCCAUACCCACAUUCAGCUGAGCAGGUACAAGUGGCAGAUCUGGCUCUGAAUCAACUCUGCAUAGGGAUUCUGUGACAUAUGCCAUGGAACCAUACUUGGUUCAAUGUCACCUUGUUACCACUACAGAGUACAGCAGUUUUGUCCACUACAGUUAAUGUUGUCUGGUCACUCAGACGUGUCUUCACUGGAACUCUAUUUCUUUCCAGUUUCUCUAACAACUCCUGCAUCUGUUUUUUCAAUGGAUAUGGCAUCGGGUCAGGGCUCAUGGUAGACAGGUUUUACAUCUGGCUUGAUAUGCAUAUUGCCAUUUUAGUCUGGAAAUGUGGGUAUCUACCUAUGUGGGUAUCCUUGAACAUUUCCACAUACAUUCUCAAUAUAUACUUAAGCAUGAUAUUGAAGUAUCCAUGAUGAGCACAUCUUUCUAGUCUAGCUUUAAGUCUAUGAGCCAAUCUUUACCCAUCAACGUUGGUAGUUUAGUGUAAUCAGUUUCCUGCAUUUAAACAGCCCUGUCUACAUUAUUCUUUAUAUCUUUAAUUGGUGGAUUUCAAACCAGAAAGCAAUUUAAUCCUUGAAAAUACCAUACUCUACAAAUACUGUGGGAGCAGUAACCUGGGAUCGUGCAGUGUAAUUCUACUGUUUAAAACGACACAAAGAAAAAAUCCAGAAAAUGCACGGAGCUCUUGACAGAUGAUGUUUUAGUCACAUUUCAACAGGGCUCCUUCAGAGCACGACUUCUGAUUAAUGGUUUCUUUCAGUGAGACUUGGAUAGAUCUGUUCCCUAUUCCUGUCUUUUUCUACAUUGGACAAAGUGUCGGCUUUUCUUAAUCACCCAAACUUCAGUUACAAAUACCUCUUCAAGAAAAUACCAAAUGCUGCAAGUACUGUGUUAGCAGCAAUCCAAGGUCCUUACCAAAUAUUCUACCUAGUGACAUAAGAGAGCCCAUCAUACUAUGUGAAGAUGGGCAGAGACCUUUUCAUUGCAUCCUGACCAAAAUUCCACCAACCCAAAAAAAUGGUGUAAGUCCAUUCACCUUGUGGAUGAUGCUGGGAUAAGAUAGCUAUGAUGUACAAUAACAACUUUACCUCAAGAAGUAAUUUAUUGUAGCUUUAGACCUAGAGAUGAUGAAGGAAGAUGGUUUAAUUCCAAGUCAGGAUAGUGUGAGACUUGGAGGGAAUAUUAUUCUCAUGUACCUACUGCCCUUGUCCUUCUUGGUUCUAGGGUUUGGGAGAUGUUGUCAGGGGUGUCGUGGCAAGAUGCUGCAGUGUGUUUUGUAGGUGGUAGGCCCUCAACCACAGUGAACCAAUGGUAAAUGGAGUGAAUGUUUAGGGGAAGCAGUGGGGGGCAGGAAUGGAUAGGAUGCCGCAAAUGGUAUGAACUUCAUUUGAUGUGGCAGCUUCACUUAUCCAGUCCAUCACAUUUCUGACGUGCCCUAUAGAUGGUGGAAAGGUUUGGAGGUGCCUGAAGGCACUACAGGAAUCCCCAACAACUGGCCUGAUCUCAUAGCCACUGUAUUUCUGCAGUGGGUGCAGCUGUGUCCGGCCACCAGUGACCCCUAGGAUUUUGGUGAGGGAUUUGGCAAUGGAAAUACCAUCAAGGGUAGGUGGCCAAACUCUCUCAUGGCACUUAUGCACAGUGAAAGAUGCGCCACACAGUAACCACAUUUAUUAAUAUCACCAAAACACAGAAAUUAAAUUCUAGCUUGUUGCUUUCUCUAUUCCUCACUGUGGUUAAGUGUCAGAAGGUGCAUUUAAUUUUGGACUACUGCAUACAUAUUUGAACAAUGCCAAGGCAACUGCUAACAGGACAGAGCCAGUUAGAACUUAAGCUGUUAACUUUUUCCCUUGGAAGGUGUAUCAAAAACAAGAGGGUAUAGUUUUAACAUAGGAGGUAGGAGACUUAAAGGGGAUCUUAGGGGUAGGUUUUUUACACAGAGAGUGGUUGAUAUCUGAAACGUGCUGCCAAAAGAGGUGGUGCAAUCAGAUGCAAUUACUUUGUUUAAGAGGCAUUUGGACAGACCCUUAAGUUGGCAAGGCAUACAAGGAUACGGUCCUAAUAGAAUUAGUGUAGAUGGGGAAAAUGGUCAGCAUAGCAGUGGUAGGCUGAAGGGCCCACUUCUGUGCUGUACAACUUUAUGACUCAUCAAAGGGCUGUAACAGGCCAAUGAGACUGAAGUAAAGAUACACAAGAGUCUGGGCUGUAUUACCAGGAUGAUAGAAUUAAAAGUUACAGUAUGUUUAGUUUGUACAGAGCUUUGAUGUGGUUGCUCUUGCAGUGCUGUAUCUAGUUUUGGUCUAAACAGACAGUAGGGGCCAUCAAGGUUCUCGGGGAAAUUGGCCACAAUAAUGCCUAGCUUUAGACGGUUAGGAUAGCUUUCAGGAGUUGAGUUACUUUCACUGAAGGCUCAGUGGGAAAAUGACUGCAUUUUAAAAACCAUGAAGUGAUUAGAUUCUGAACAAUUGAACAUAUUCAUUCAGAUGGAUGUGAUGAUGGAACUAAAGACCAUCCAUGCAUGCGUAUUUAGAUGUUAUGUGACAUUUUAAAAGAUUCAGUCAUUUUCAGAUGCUGUUCAUUCACUGGAACAUCAACUCUGUCAAGACCCUUGCGAAAUCUGAAUGUUUACGUUAUAUGGCACCUUGAAUGUAAAGGAAGUGCCCAAGGUGCAUCACAGAAGUGUAUGGGGAUAAAUGAUACUGAGACACUUUAGAGAAUAUUAGGAUGGUGACAAAAUGCUUGCAGAAAGGGAUAGGUUUUAAAAAACUUCUAAUAAGCAUUGUUAAGAACGCCUUUUUGUACUUGAGAGUAUAACUUAGAUGGAAUGAGUUGGGUAGGGGGAAGGGACAGGGAUUAAUAUCAUACACAUUAACAUUAGCUUGUAUGUGAUUUUCCUCAGGCAUCUUGGUGUUAUGUUUGGAAAUUCCCUCCAGCGUUAUUUCUCACCUAACCCCAGUGCUUAAAAUAUUACUGAAAUGUGAAUGGCUAAAUCUUAAUUGGUCAAUAACAAGUGAACUGAAAGAAAUCUUCCACUCCUAUAGUAAUGCAAACACUGACACCAGUACCAGUUUGAAUAGUACACUGGUGUAUCUGAGCAGUGCAGUGAAAACUUGUGCAGAAAGGUACCCUUAACAAUUCGAGGUGCUGCAUUGCACUGCAUAGGAGCAUUAUUAAUGGGAAUUGGACACAUAUGGAGAUACAGUUUCAGGUGAGCCACAGUUUGGUCAAAACGGUAUUUUUUAAGGAACAUCUUUAAAUAAGCUGGAGAUGGUUAACAGGUUACUUCUACAGUUGGGUACAGCUACUGUGAGCUGAUGAAGCCAGGUCUCUCAUGUUGAAUUUUAGUAUCAAAAUAAAUAAGAAAAUCCCAGCACAAAGUGUCUCCAUGGCCAAGUUAUGUUAAAUAUAAAGAGUGACUUUGACAAAUAAAUAAAGGACCACAAAUCCUCUGCAGGGCUGGUAUUUCACAAACAUUGUUGACAAAGUUAUAUGAUGUCUUGGCUAAACCCCUGGAAAUUCCUGGAGAUCACAGAUCACCUCUGCUCCCAGAACUCUUCUGAUCAUUAAAACAGGGCAUGUGCAAUGGCUGGCAAGUAACGGUGAUUAUUUAUUUAUGUGUAACCUCAGAUCAUGCAACAUCACCAGCUUUGUUAGUUUGAUAACAGAUUUACCAAGUGCUGUGCUUUGAAUUGGUUCUUGUUGGUCUAGGUUCUUUCUCUGUGUGAACCAGAACCUCUCCAAACUGGAUAACUGUGGUGACCCUCCAUUCAGAGCAUGUAUACACUUUGGAGACUUUGUACACUGUUGUAUAUUAAUGUGCAUUGUAUGUAAAUGUUGUCAUUCAAAUAAAUAUUGCAAAUACAGAUGGUUUCCUUUUCUUUGUCUUCUGUAAUUCUGUCUGUAGAAACUCUGGUUUAAUGCAAAUGCAUUCAUUCUUUAUUCCAACUUUUGCUCUUUCUUCUCCACAGCUACGGGGGAACAGAUCUUCCCGCUGUGCCCUGCGGAAUCACCAGCAGGCCAUUUCUCAUUUGGGAACCUUGAAAGAAACCUAGGCCAGCUGGUCCAUCCAAUUUAUGCCACCUCUUUCAAUGCUAUCCUGCACCCCAAUCUCCUUUCCCCAUGUCCCUGCAAUAUGUUAUCAUCUAAAAUUUGGGACAGUAAUUGUUGCAGUAGUUGGUGUUGCUUCUUCACAGCUCCAGAGGCUCUGGUUCAGUCCUGACCUCAGGUCUUGCCUGUGCAUUAUACACAUUCUCCCUGUGACCACGAUGGGUUUCUGCUGCAUGCUCUG
Pristis pectinata (smalltooth sawfish) is the source of this 8180-nucleotide messenger RNA. Its product is annotated as synaptotagmin-4-like. Gene Ontology annotation, biological process: regulation of dopamine secretion; calcium-ion regulated exocytosis; vesicle fusion. Gene Ontology annotation, molecular function: calcium-dependent phospholipid binding; clathrin binding; calcium ion binding. NCBI's taxonomy places the organism in Eukaryota, Metazoa, Chordata, Chondrichthyes, Rhinopristiformes, Pristidae. The record is from RefSeq and is a predicted model, not a curated record. Gene Ontology annotation, cellular component: synapse; axon.